UUAAUUCAGCUCCUCCCCCAUGUGGUUGUGGCUUUCCCUUCCAUCAAAAGCCCCGUCAGCGGCGCCAGCUUUAGGGGGGGGAACCCGAAAGAAAGACAAGAAAGCAGUUCUUCUCGUCUCUUCGGACUGCAUCAAAUACGACGGCGUUCGGAAACUUCUGUGGAGUUAAUCGUGAUCUUCUUCUGGCUGAAAGACGAAACCCUCUGCAGCCUCCAACUCUCCUCCGUUUUGCCUUGCUCGCGCUCAUUCUCUCCUCUUCCCUUAUCAGCAUCAGGAGCAAUGGGAAAAGUUACUGGCUGGUACCCAGGCUGGCACGUUGCUCUGCUAGUCGCCUGGACAUGGUUUUUGAUCCUGACUUUUGGCUUCGUCGGGGCAGAAAUCACUUGCAGAUCGUGCCACUGGCAGGUGCAGCUGCAAGAGCAGCAGCGGCAACAACGGCAACCCCAGCAAGGAUUAUUAAUGCACUUGAGAACAGGGCGAGAAGGUGAGGAGGCAGGGAGGUUACCUGUGCAAAAAAGAGGGGAGAAGCAGCCUGGGCAUGGACAGGAGGUGGCGGAUGCUGGGGAUCGAGUCUUUAUCGCUUCUACUCUCGCUGGGAAGAAAUAUGCUAGCCUGGAACCACCGAGACUGAUAAGAUCGAGGAGACUGUCUGACGAGCCCUCCGAGACUCCCCCCAACUUCAGACUGUCAGCCUCGGAUGCUGAUAAACCCACUCAUUCCAAGUCUCCUUCGGUUCCUCCACCUUUCCCCGGGGAUAAAGAGCGCCGCUCCCCCGGGAACUCUGGGGCCACCCGUGCUGCCCGGUCGGCGCCCCUCGGCUGGCUAAGAAAAAGCAAGGCUGAUCAGGCGAGACAGCAAAGCCGGAAGCCCAGAGGAGCUCCUGCUGCAAGAGACCCGCCGCUGGAGAGCCGGGACCGAGCGCCGGCGGAGCAGCUGCAAGGCAAAGCCACGCGCUUUCGGCUGGAGGAGCUGAAAUUGACCAGCACGACCUUUGCCCUCACAGGGGAUUCCGCGCACAACCAGGCCAUGGUACACUGGUCAGGUCACAAUAGCAGCGUGAUUUUAAUUCUGACAAAGCUGUAUGACUACAACCUGGGGAGUAUCACAGAGAGCUCACUGUGGAGGUCAACUGAUUAUGGAACAACAUAUGAAAAACUAAAUGAGAAAGUGGGCCUGAAGACUAUUCUGAGUUACCUCUAUGUUUGUCCAACUAAUAAGCGCAAGAUUAUGUUGCUUACUGACCCUGAGAUUGAGAGCAGCCUGCUGAUCAGUUCUGAUGAAGGAGCCACUUACCAAAAAUAUCGGCUGAACUUCUAUAUCCACAGCAUGCUCUUCCACCCCAAGCAGGAAGACUGGAUUCUGGCCUAUAGUCAAGAUCAGAAAUUGUACAGUUCAGUUGAAUUUGGAAGAAGGUGGUUACUUCUCCAGGAAAAUGUAACACCGAACAGAUUCUACUGGUCCAGGAUAGGAACCAGUAAAGAGCCUGACAUUGUCCACUUGGAGGCUAAGACAGUGGAUGGACAUGCUCAAUAUAUCACUUGCAGGAUGCAGAACUGCUCUGAAGCAAUAAGAAGUAAACCUUUUCCAGGAUACAUUGACUUUGACUCCCUCAUUGUCCAGGAUGAUUAUGUGUUUGUUCAGCUGACAUCGGGAGGUCGGCCUCAUUACUACGUAUCCUAUCGGAGAAGUGCAUUUGCGCAGAUGAAGCUUCCUAAAUAUGCAUUGCCAAAGGACAUGCAUGUUAUCAGCACGGAUGAGAAUCAGGUGUUUGCUGCAGUUCAGGAGUGGAACCAGAAUGAUACAUACAACCUUUACAUCUCUGAUACCCGAGGGGUCUACUUCACCCUGGCUUUGGAAAAUGUCAAGAGCAGCCAAGACCUGGAGGGCAAUGUGAUGAUAGACCUCUAUGAGGUAGCAGGGAUAAAGGGAAUGUUCUUGGCUAACAAGAAGAUUGACAACCAAGUGAAAACUUUCAUCACAUACAAUAAAGGGCGAGACUGGCACUUGCUGCAGGCCCCCGACACAGAUCUGAGAGGAAACCCAGUUCACUGCCUCCUUCCUUACUGCUCCCUACAUCUUCAUCUGAAGGUUUCAGAGAACCCAUACACUUCUGGAAAUAUUGCUAGUCGGGAUACUGCCCCAGGCAUCAUUGUGGCCUCUGGUAAUAUUGGAACCGAGUUAACAGACAAUGAUAUCAGCAUGUUUGUUUCAUCUGAUGCUGGCAACACUUGGAGACAAAUCUUUGAAGAGGAACACAGCGUUCUUUAUCUGGAUCAAGGUGGGGUUUUGGUUGCCAUGAAACAUACAUCUCUGCCUAUCAGACAUCUCUGGUUAAGUUUUGAUGAAGGAAGAUCCUGGAGCAAGUACAGUUUCACUUCCAUCCCACUUUUUGUUGAUGGAGUGUUGGGAGAACCUGGAGAGGAAACCCUAAUAAUGACAGUUUUUGGACACUUCAGCCAUCGCUCUGAGUGGCAACUGGUGAAAGUAGAUUACAAGUCAAUUUUUGAUAGAAGAUGUGCUGAUGAUGACUACCGACCCUGGCAGCUUCAUAGCCAGGGAGAAGCAUGUAUCAUGGGAGCAAAAAGGAUCUACAAGAAGCGUAAGUCAGAAAAGAAAUGCAUGCAGGGAAAAUAUGCCGGAGCUAUGACAUCUGAACCAUGUGUUUGCACAGAAGCAGACUUUGAUUGUGAUUAUGGAUUUGAGCGUCACAGCAAUGGUCAGUGUUUGCCAGCAUUUUGGUACAAUCCAUCUUCCUUGUCCAAAGACUGCAGUCUUGGUCAGAGUUAUCUCAAUAGCACCGGGUAUAGAAAGGUUGUAUCUAAUAACUGUACAGAUGGUGUGCGUGAACGGUACACAGCCAAACCUCAGAAAUGCCCUGGCAAGGCUCCACGUGGGCUUCGAAUUGUGACUUCAGAUGGCACACUGACAUCUGAACAAGGGCAAAACGUUACCUUCAUGGUCCAGCUGGAAGAGGGGGAUAUCCAAAGAUCAAUAAUCCGAGUGGACUUUGGAGAUGGCAGUGCUGUAUCAUAUGCCAAUAUCAGCUCAACAGAAGAUGGGAUCAAGCAUGUCUACCAGAAUGUGGGGAUUUUCCGAGUGACAACGCAGGUGGAAAACAGCCUGGGGGCAGACAGUGCUGUCCUGUACUUGCAUGUAAAUUGCCCCUUGGAACACGUCCAUUUAUCACUGCCAUUUGUAACAACAAAGAACAAAGAUGUUAAUGCCACAGCAGUGCUGUGGCCCAGUCAAGUUGGAACAUUGACAUACAUCUGGUGGUUCGGAAACAACACUGAGCCACUGAUUACCCUGGAAGGGAGCAUCACAUUUACAUUCUCUACAGAAGGAAUGAACACCAUCACAGUACAGGUUUCUGCAGGAAAUGCCAUUCUUCAGGACACCAAGACAAUUGCAGUGUAUGAACAAUUUCAGUCUCUACGGUUAGCUUUUUCUCCAAAUCUUGAUGAAUAUAACCCUGACAUUCCUGAAUGGAGACAGGACAUCAGUCGAGUUAUCAAAGGAGCACUUGUUGAAGCAACAGCUAUCUCCAGCAAACACAUUUUGGUGGCAGCCCUGCCUGGUUUACCCACAUCUGCUGAACUCUUUAUUUUGCCGUAUAAGGAUCCCACAGGCGAAGACAAACAGACAGCAGAAGAGCUGCAACAGAUGUCAGAAAUAUUAGUCCAGAAACUGAACCAGAAUUCUAUUCAGUUUGAUUUAAAACCUGGGGUUAGAAUCCUUGUUCAUGCUGCCCAUUUAACAGCAGCCCCUCUCAUAGAUGUCACACCUGGCCACAGUGGUUCAGCCAUGUUGAUGCUGCUCUCCGUGGUGUUUGUGGGCUUAGCAGUAUUUGUAAUCUACAAAUUCAAAAGGAAGAUUCCGGGCAUUAAUGUUUAUGCACAGAUGCAGAAUGAGAAAGAUCAAGAGAUGGUCAGUCCAGGCAGUCAAAGUGAAAGCAUGCCUAAUGUCCCUCAGAGGGAGAUGACCCCAGAGCAACUAGUAGAGGAGAAAGUGGAUUCCCGGCCCAUAGGAAGUAUUUCCACUGUUGCUGAGACUCAAAGCACAAAAGAGAUCCCUACCUGUAUAAAUGUUUGAAACAAGGACACCGAUCUAUCUGUAUCUCCUUCACCCCAAGAUAUAUAUAUAUAUUAUAUACAUAUGUAUAAAAGAGAAACCAAUCACUGAUUUUUGGACUUUUUGAUUCUUCCGAUGACAAAAGGGUUUUUAGCUUUAAGCCUGUGCAUGUGGAUGUCAUUUGGAUAACAUAGUUUGGACUGCAGUGUACAGGUGCUCUCUUUUAAUUGAAAAAAGGGGAAAAACAUGAAAAAUACCCUUUCCUCUUAUUCAACUUCUCUUUUCUUUUUCUAAUCCAGGUUUAAUUUGUAGAUUAUUCAUAAAUGUAUAGGCCAAGGAUGUGCAUGGGGUAUUUUGGAAAGGGGUAUAAGUGAGGUGAAAGUUCCUGACUUUUGGUAUAACAGUUUUUGCUUUGAACACUGCAAGCUUAUAGCCUAUAUUUCUAAAACUCUCUCUCUGUCAAUCUCUCUCUCUCUCUCUCUCUCUCUCUCUCUCUCUCUCACACACACACACACACACACACACACACAAAUUGCACUGAAGUUUAAAGACACCAUAGUGUUCUUAUCCAUUUUAAUUUUUAUAUGUUGCCUUCUUCAUAUUUUUCCCUGUCAUUUGUCUAUCAUUGUUUUUAGCUUCUUCAGAUAUAACAAAGACUCAGAACAAAGUACUCUUCAUUCUUGUGUAUCUGGUAAAAUUAAGUGUCAGCUAUACCAGCUAUAUAAUCUGGCCACUCAAGACAAUUUCUCUGUGGUGUUAGGUGCUUUCUGCAUGUGUCCACUGGAGUAAAAAGUGAGGUCAUCAUAAUAUCCUGUUCAAAUAGAAUCAAUCCAUUCAAAAAUUUAUAUCAGCAUCCAACUGAUUCUGUUCAGGGGCAUAGAGGAGAAAUGGUGCCAUGGACAAAAUGGCACCCAGCCCCUUCCCACCACCCUCAUGCCCCCUGUCCCCCUACCCCCCCGUCCCCCAGGUCAGGCACUCACUCAAGGCAUGCCCAGGCGGCAGCUGGCUGCACCGCCUCCUUGUUAGCCAGUCAGCCCACAGCGCAGGUGUGCACUGCUGUGAUGCAAGACGGAACUUGGAGGCUCAGCCUGCCCCUCAGACAGCAGCUGGAGAAUGUCCACAACCCACCAGACUGGUGGAUGGGCCAAGGCCUGCCCAGGCAGUGCACGCACAUUGCGUUUAGGCCCAGCCAGGCCAGAAGUGGGGGGGGGGGCAUUUUCUGUCUCCCUAUAUGACUCAACAGGGUCCGCCUGGGGAGUUUGUCCCCAGAUGUCCCCAUUGUAGCUACGCCAUUGAGUCAUUGAGUCUAUUUAAUUUAAAACUUCUUCAGAUUGGAAAUAGGUAAUUGUUUUUAAAAGCACUGACAGUGGUUAAAAGACACAUCUUUUCCAAUGGUAUAUAACUAAAUACUUAUUUUGUCCCAUUUUUCCUUAUAGUCAAAUGGGUAUGGCAGGAAAAUCUGAAAAAAUGAUUUCCCCAAAAAAGUAGAACAAGCUAUCUCUCAAAUCACCAUAAGUACUGAAAACAGUAUGAUCUUUCUCUAUCCACAGUUUAUGUGCUCUCCAAAAGCCUAACAUUCUAUCAUUUGUUGUAGAACAAUAAUUUGCAAAGUUUUUGUAACUCCUGAUGCACGUUCCAGUAAAUAAUGAUCAUAGAAUCUAUUUGUAGACAAGCCUACAAGUUAAGGAUAUUUGAAGAUGCAACCAUAAGAAACUUCCAAAUGAACUGUUUUCCCAUUCCUUUAAAACUAUCCCAAUAUGCAUUCCCUAUGAGAAAUGACUAUUAAACUACUCUUUAGCAGUGGCGUAGUGGUUAAGAGCAGGUGCAUUCUAAUCUGGAGGAACUGGGUUUGAUUCCUCGCUCUG
This is a messenger RNA of Sphaerodactylus townsendi, 5936 nucleotides long. It is a transcript of the gene SORCS1, whose product is annotated as sortilin related VPS10 domain containing receptor 1. Lineage: Eukaryota; Metazoa; Chordata; Lepidosauria; Squamata; Sphaerodactylidae. The record is from RefSeq and is a predicted model, not a curated record. Gene Ontology annotation, biological process: post-Golgi vesicle-mediated transport. The transcript is spliced from 27 exons. Gene Ontology annotation, cellular component: membrane; Golgi apparatus. Gene Ontology annotation, molecular function: protein binding. Bases 280 to 4092 code for a protein of 1270 amino acids.